Chinchilla lanigera (long-tailed chinchilla) is the source of this 1700-nucleotide messenger RNA. RefSeq names its product thioredoxin domain containing 15 (gene Txndc15). The transcript has 5 exons. Gene Ontology annotation, biological process: cilium assembly. The coding region runs from base 103 to 1158 and encodes 351 amino acids. Lineage: Eukaryota; Metazoa; Chordata; Mammalia; Rodentia; Chinchillidae. Gene Ontology annotation, cellular component: cilium. The record is from RefSeq and is a predicted model, not a curated record.
CCCCAAUUUCCCUCGGGCAGUGAGCGCGACUCUCUUUGCUUAACCCGAACGCGGGCUGCUCUUCUGCUGGGUGGUGGUCCGGGUCGACGCCCGCACCCUGCCAUGCGGCUCCUCUGUAGGUGGCAGCUGCUGCUGUGGGUGCUGGGGCUUCCUGCCCGCGGCCUAGAGGAGGACUGUGGGCAUUUACGGCCGGAGGAGCAGCCUGCCCCGCCUCUCCAGGAGGGGACCGCGUCCCUGGAUGAGGAGGCGACCCCGUGGGAUCCAAGCAGCCGCGGCCGCCGGGAGAGGGCGGCAGAAGAGGCUGACGCUGCGCAGGGGCGGGGCACUCCCGGGGACCCCAUGGUGGUGCUGUCUGUGAUACCCGGAGAAGCCGAGGACAGACGGAGCUCAGAGCCCAGCAGCGGCACGUGCGCUGCUGCAGGAGAGGAGGACGCGGGGUGCAGUGUCCGCGACAGCCUCCUCUCCCGGGCCAGCGCGGGGCCGGCCUUCGCGGACCGAGAGGAGGACGACGACCCCGAGCCGGAAGCGGAGGCGGACGCGGCCGACCCCUCCCCGGCGGAGGACUCCAACAACACCGAGAGCCUCAAGUCCCCGAAGGUGAACUGUGAGGAGAGGAAUGUGACGGCGCUGGAGAACUUCACUCUGAAAAUUUUAAAUAUGUCCCAGGACCUUAUGGAUUUCCUAAACCCAAACGGUAGUGACUGUACCCUGGUCCUGUUCUACACCCCCUGGUGCCGAUUUUCUGCCAGUUUGGCCCCUCAUUUUAACUCGCUGCCCCGGGCAUUUCCAGCUCUUCAUUUUUUGGCUCUGGAUGCAUCUCAGCACAGCAGCCUUUCCACCAGGUUUGGUACUGUAGCUGUUCCUAACAUCUUGUUAUUUCAAGGAGCUAAACCAAUGGCUAGAUUUAAUCAUACAGAUCGAACACUGGAAACGCUGAAAAUCUUCAUUUAUAAUCAGACAGGUAUAGAAGCCAAGAAAAAUGUGGUGGUAACUCAAGCUGAUCAAAUAGGCCCUCUUCCCAGCACUCUGAUAAAAAGUGUGGACUGGUUGCUUGUAUUUUCCUUAUUCUUUUUAAUUAGCUUUAUUAUGUAUGCUACCAUUCGAACUGAGAGCAUUCGGUGGCUAAUUCCAGGACAAGAACAGGAACAUGCAGAAUAGUGAUGGACCAAAAGGAGAAGUUGGAAAGAGAAGCAAUUUCAAUAUUUCAUUUCGGAAAUUAGUGCUACAAUCUCAUGCAUUUUCUCCAGUGAAGUGCUCACCUGCAACUUCAGCCAUUUAAGGGAAUCAUGCAUUUGCUGACUACUGAACAGGUUAAAAAAAUUAUAAACUGGUGUUUUAACUAGUACUGUAAUAAGCAAAUGCAAAAAUAUUAAAAUUGAGAAUUUUUACUACUUGCACAUAACCUAGUAUUUUAAGAGUAAUCCAGUUUGAAAUGUGAACACACAUUCUGGUAGAAUUAGUGAACAGAAUGACACUUGUUACUAUACAGAAGGCAGAAACAGAACUUUGAGAUGACAGUUUUAGAAAACUUUGGGUUCCUUGUGUCUGUCUGUGAAGGUUGGUUUUGUUUGUUUGGAAUUUCUCUUCCAGAGUUGCUGAGCAGGAAAAUGUUCUGUUACGGGAAGAAUAACCAGAAAUGUUAAGUGUGACCCUGUAAGUAAUAACUGAUGGAAAAUAAAGUCAAAUACCUUGGUGUUUGC